Styela clava is the source of this 1532-nucleotide messenger RNA. Lineage: Eukaryota; Metazoa; Chordata; Ascidiacea; Stolidobranchia; Styelidae. The record is from RefSeq and is a predicted model, not a curated record.
GUGAGGAAUGGGUGACAAAGUUUGGCGUUGUUUGCAAAAUGAAUAGGCGAGAAAACAUAAAUUAGGCAUAAAUGGAGCAUGUUAAUACCUAUUAGGUUAAAUUUAUAUUUUAAACUUGGCAGAUUGGCAGAUUCAAAAUGAUUAGCAUUAUUUCGAAGACGAACGUGAUUAUACUGACUUUGGUUUCGAUUAUUUCGUGCGAGGAUUUAUUGGACUGUAAACUAAAGGAGGGUUGCCACAUCGCUCAAUGCGAUCCGGCUCCAAGGUCGUGGAUCAAUCAUAACUUUAACAUUAAAGAACAAACCAACAGAAAUGAGUAUCCAAUUACGUGUAAAGAUAGAAAAGCAGGAUUAUCAGACGAUGCUAUGAGUAUUAUAUCGGCAUUGGCGAUCGGUAGGGGUGGAAGGCAAGUUCAAAAACCUGGACCCCAAGGACCUAAAGGUGGAACCGGAAAUAAAGGUGCAAAGGGUCAAAAAGGUGCAUCAGGUAUAACUGGACCAAUAGGUCCAGAGGGUGAAAAAGGGCAGCGUGGAUUAAUCGGACCGAGUGGAUUGAAAGGCUCUAAAGGCCAGUCGGGACAAACUGGUCCUAAAGGUACAAAAGGCGACUCAGCCGGAGAGAUUACCAAGGAUAUUUUACAAUCAAUUAUUGCAGGAUUAUGCUCGUAUGGAUACGCAAGUCGAUGCUACCUUCCACUAAUGAACCAUAAAGUCUCACACUCCCAAGCUGCAGAAAUCUGUGCUUCAAUCGGAGGAAAGCUUGCAGACAUUCACAGUGAUGAACAUUUGGAAGGGUUGAGGAAACAUAUAGUAAACUACAGAGAUGGAGUCCGCUUUCGAUCAUCUUUUUGGACAUCAAUGAAAUUCGCACGCUCUACAUCAAGUAUUCACCUAAAAGACAAUUCAGAAGCAAAAUUUAAAUAUAAUUGGUAUAGAAAUUCUCCCACACUUGAUUUUGGUCACGACAAAAUUGCUUGGCAGCCUGGGAACAACGAAUUCCUCAACGUCGAAACACAAACGUAUCAUCCACUCUGUGAAAUUGUUCUUUAUGAAUGACAAGUGUGGAAAUACUGAAAUAUCGACUGUAUGUAUGCAAGACAUGCGACAUUAUGAUUUCAUAAACUGUGACAGAUGUCAAUAAUGGAUUGGGCAUGAAACGAAUCUAACAGAGAGUAAUUUAACGAUAAAAAGCGGUUGCAAACUCUAAUGCCACUUGUCAGGGAAGGGCACAAUUUUUUAGUAUAAGAGCCGCAUGCUGCAAGUCAGAACUUUAAAAGAGCCGCAGAAUUUGUGAAAUUUAUUAAUAUUAUCGAAAUACUAUGAACAGAAAAGAAAUUCACACAAGAGUCUAAUAACAAUAAAUAGAUAAACAAGGCAACUCUGGCAACUCUGUUUUUAUCUUCGUACUUCCGUUUUUUUUUUAAUUUUGAACACAUCGCACAGUAACUUAGACAAGUGCUCUUCAACCGGGUAUACAGUAUACCCAAGUGUAUACCAGACCAUAAGUUGGGUAUACAACUGAUAAAGGGUAUA